AGCGGUGGCGCGGCCGGCGGUAGGUGGAGUCACCUCGGAACCUGGACGGGAAGCUGGCGGGGUCAGCCCUUGAUAACAGGCCUGGGGCAUGGCUGUGUGGGGCCCGGGAGGUCGCCUUGGCUUGCGCGGGUGCCUUGGAGCCCGCAAGCUAUUGUGUCCCCGUUUCCAGAGCCGCGGCCCCCAGGGCGUGGAAGACGGGGACAGGACACAGCCUUCCUUGAAGACUCCCAAGGUCCCCAAGAUCUACACCAAAACAGGAGACAAAGGAUUUUCUAGCACCUUCACUGGAGAAAGAAGACCCAAAGACGACCAGGUGUUUGAAGCCGUGGGAACUACAGAUGAGUUAAGCUCAGCCAUCGGGUUUGCUAUGGAAUUAAUUGCAGAGAAGGGCCACCCGUUUGUGGAAGAGCUUCAGAAAAUCCAGUGCUCCCUGCAGGACGUCGGCUCUGCCCUGGCGACUCCGCGCUCCUCAGCCAGGGAGGCUCACUUAAAACACGCCACGUUCGAGGCGGGGCCCAUCCUGGAGCUGGAGCAGUGGAUCGACAGAUACUCUCGCCAGCUGCCCCCGCUCACCGCUUUCAUCCUGCCUUCAGGAGGCAAGAACAGUGCCGCACUGCACUUCUGUCGGGCCAUAUGUCGCCGAGCCGAGAGACGCGUGGUGCCUCUUGUCCAGAUGGGUGAGACUGAUGCAAACGUGGCCAAGUUCUUAAAUAGCGACUAUCUCUUCACAUUAGCCAGAUACACAGCCAUGAAGGAAGGGAAUCCAGAAAAGAUAUACAAGAAAAAUGACCUGUCAAAUCGCACCUGAGACUCUGGGAAAGAAUGGAAGUGACAAUGGUGAAGGGAAGACUUCACCCUCACGUCCUGAUCCCUGAAAAUCUCACCCACAGGGGCCAGAAGCUGGUCUUCUGUCCAGACCCGGCUUCCUGUCACAGCCCUGCCACUUCCUUUGGGAGCUGUGGUUGGUGGAGAAUCCUACCCUCUUCCCCUGGGUUCUCCUCGGUCUUCCAGGAAAUGGGAAUGAACUCGCUGUUGCAGGAAAGAAAGAUAAAGUGAUUGCUUCAUUGAGGAACCAAGCAGAAAAAAAGAAUAAAAGUGGGAAAGGCGUG
Molecule: messenger RNA, 1109 nt
Organism: Odocoileus virginianus texanus
Lineage: Eukaryota; Metazoa; Chordata; Mammalia; Artiodactyla; Cervidae
Source: RefSeq, a predicted model, not a curated record